Messenger RNA from Copidosoma floridanum, 1045 nucleotides. It is a transcript of the gene Pax, whose product is annotated as paxillin. The record is from RefSeq and is a predicted model, not a curated record. Lineage: Eukaryota; Metazoa; Arthropoda; Insecta; Hymenoptera; Encyrtidae.
CGGCGGGGCGCUCAACUUUAACUGUGGUCUUUUUGCCGAACCUCCGACCGAGCAGAUCAACGGCAGCAACCACCAGCGACAGUUCACCACCACAACCGGCUCCUCCAACAACAGUGCCACAGACUCGGCUUACGCAAAGCCGAGCAAGCAGCAGCAGCAGCAAGUAAAGUCGAGCAGUCCUCUGCCUGCGGUGGUUGGAGGUGGAUCGGCAUCAGCAGCGGGGGUCCCGGGCCAGUACCACCACGACAACAGCCAGACGCGCACUAUCCAUCACGUAACCGAGACCCGGACGACCCGCCACUACCCGGCCACCAGUCAUCAGUACGAGUACGCGGUCACCCACUCGAUCAAGCAGAACCAGUUGGAUUCUAUGCUCGGCAAUUUACAGGCAGACAUGAGCCGCCAAGGAGUCAAUACCACCCAGAAGGGAUGCUGCGGUGCCUGCGAGAAACCCAUCGUCGGACAGGUGAUAACCGCCCUGGGCAAGACAUGGCACCCGGAGCACUUCAACUGCGCCCACUGCAACCAGGAGCUCGGCACCAGGAACUUUUUCGAGCGCGAGGGCCGGCCGUACUGCGAGCCCGAUUACCACAACCUGUUCUCGCCCCGCUGCGCCUACUGCAACGGCCCGAUUCUCGAUAAAUGCGUGACCGCCCUGGACAAAACCUGGCACACGGAGCACUUCUUCUGCGCCCAGUGCGGCAAGCAGUUCGGCGAGGACGGCUUCCACGAGCGGGACGGCAAGCCGUACUGCCGCGACGACUACUUCGACAUGUUCGCCCCAAAGUGCGGAGGUUGCAACCGCGCCAUCAUGGAGAACUACAUAUCCGCCCUCAACAGCCAGUGGCACCCGGAUUGCUUCGUUUGCCGGGAUUGCAAACAGGCGGUAUCCGGCAAGUCCUUUUACGCCAUGGAGGGCAAGCCAUUGUGCCCCAAGUGCGUGGGCGUUGACGAGGAGGAGGACGGCGAGGAGGAAGAGGCGUGAGGCGGGCUCGUAGAUGGGAGGAAAUUUAUUUGAAAGGAAAACAAAAAAAAAAAAAAAAAA